Molecule: messenger RNA, 6691 nt
Organism: Lepisosteus oculatus (spotted gar)
Lineage: Eukaryota; Metazoa; Chordata; Actinopteri; Semionotiformes; Lepisosteidae
Gene: parp14rs1
Product: poly(ADP-ribose) polymerase family member 14-related sequence 1
Biological process (GO): protein poly-ADP-ribosylation; negative regulation of gene expression
Cellular component (GO): nucleus; cytoplasm
Molecular function (GO): transcription corepressor activity; NAD+-protein mono-ADP-ribosyltransferase activity; zinc ion binding
Source: RefSeq, a predicted model, not a curated record
UUUACAGAAAAGUGUGUUGCCCCACAAUGAAUAAAACUCUUUAUUCCUGAAAUGAGACACUUGGAAGCCUUUAAAGCUGCUUGUCAUUCCCUUUUAUUUUUAAAGUUUAAAGACCGUUUUACUGAUUUCCGAGUCCGUGUGACUCAUUUUGUCUAGAAAAAGCAUUGAAUGCUGCUCGUCAACGGUACUGGACACAAGUAAAAGCGGGUUGUAAAGUAACGAGUCGAAAAACGGAUCACGCCCCUCGGUCUUUGCAGCUAGAUGAGGUAAACAGAUUCCUCGUCUCGGCCCUAAAAGUUGCUGAAGUGAAACAAAAGUGAAACUUAAAAACCAAGCCGAAUGGGAAGCCGGGAGUGAACCAGGGCAUUGCUGGCGGAGACAUGGAGGACUCCUACUCGUACCCCCUUAUAGUGGAGGGCGACUGGGGCGCAGAUCUGUCCAAAGUCAUUAAAAACAAGCUGCAGAUUUAUUUCCAGAGUAAGAAGAAGUCCGGCGGGGGUGACUGUCAGGUGGAGUACGAGGAUUUGCAGAGACCGAGGGCGACGGUGUGGUUCAAGUCUCAGGACAUCAGGGACAGAGCCCUGGAGAGAGGAAGCCAUGAGCUGGUUAUUGAAGGCCAGAAAGUGACACUGACUGUCAGACUGAAGGAGGAAACAGAAGAGGCGACACCUCCUGUCGAAGGCCCUGCCACCGAGAAAGAGUCUGGUAAACUUCAGGAGCCAGGACUGGAUAAUGCCAACCAGGACGCAGGAGGGGAACAGAGUCUACAGACCUGUUCCGUUGUGCUGGAGAAUGUGCAGGAAAAACUUACAAGGGAAGUCCUGGGAAUGAUGGUGGAGAACAUUUGCAAUUUAUCAGAAGAGAACAGGGACUUCACUCUGGAAAUGAUGUGUGACAUCAAAAAGGCUGUCAUAUCCUUCACAAACAGGAAUGAUGUGGGUCAUUUCCUCAAAGAGUGCAUGAAGAACAAACGGUUUUGCCAGAACAAUCUGCGAGCCCAGCCGCUGGAGCCCAGCAGGAGUGUGAGAGUGGAGAACCUGCCCAGGCAUGUCACCGAGGACCUCCUGGAGCUGUACUUCGAGAAGGAGAAGAAUGGAGGGGGGGCUGUGGACUGCGUUGCGGUGCUGCCCGAGGAGCAGUCAGCCAUUGUCACCUUCCAGGACCCUACAGUUGCUGAAAACGUAAUAAGAAACAGACAUCAGAUCAGUAAAGUGCCCGUCAGUGUGUACCUGUAUUAUGAGUCCCUGGGCACGGCUUUAUAUGGCAAAGACAGACCAGUGUGGAAGCUGCCAGACCCCUUUACUGAAAGCAUUGACCCGGCCCUGUGGAAGUUUCUUCAUACAGGUCAGAAGCAGGUGACAGUCAUCAGCAGUCAGAUGGAGAAGCACUUCUGUGAGGUGGACCUGAGAAGCCCCACUGUGAGGAUCAGCCCAUUAUCAGCCUUGCUGAAGCAAAAAGGUUUGACAGCCAAGCACAUUGAUGCUUGGAAAGAGAAUGCUUCCGCUGCCUUCCGCAAUACCAUGUCCAAGUACAGUUCCUUUGAAUAUCCUGUGAAUCCCUCAGUGUGGAGUGAAUCUGAGAAGGAAAUCCGCAGAGCAGUGACACAGGCAGCAAUCUUGGAGCCUGACAUGACUAAAGAGUCUGUAGCUGUAGCAGGCUUGUCUGAAGAUGCUAACAGACUGAAAGAGAUGCUGGUGGAAAUUGUGGAGAGAAACUCUAAGAGGCUUGAAAGGGAGAAAAACAGCAUAACAGAGCAGGUUGAUGUGGAGCCUGGCAUGUACUACAUCCUGCAGCAAGAUAGACUUCAGGAGACAACAGCUGCCGAGUAUCCAGAACUGAAGCUCACCUACAAACCUGAUGUCAGGAAGCUCAUUCUUUCUGGAUUGGUCUCAGAAGUGUUCAGUGUAAAGAGCAAGAUCCUGGAAGCUGUAAUGCAUAUGAAACACAAGCAGGUAGAGAUUGACCCCAGUGUUACCAGCUUUCUCAGUGAAGUAGACAACAAGGAGCUGUCCUACUCCAUCUUCACUUCACGGGGCAUCAGUGCUGUUUACAAAAUGGAAGAUGGGUGUGUGGAGAUUAUAGGAAACAGUGACAAGGCCCUGGCUGAAGCAGCAAAGCAGCUGCAGGCAGUUCUGGGUUUUCAGCACAUUCAUGUAGAAGACAGAGAUGUGCUGAGGAAACCAGAGUGGCUGAAGUUGGUUAAUGAUUUAAAGACAACUUUCAACUCCCCCCAGAAAACAGUGUUGAUCAGAAGAGUGGAGUCCGAAGGGAAAGACCAAAUUAUAGUUUCUGGCUUUUGCAAUUCAGUGAAGCAGGUACAUGAGAAACUGGCUGAUUUUAUAAACAAAUUUUCACACGUCAAAGAGGUUGUUCCAGUCAAGUCCAGCGCAGUCAUCAAGUUCAUCAUGGAAAAUAAAGCAGAGUUCUGGAAAAACUGUGCCAGCUCACGGCAGGUGGCAACUGACUUCGACCAGAGAAGACCACGGAUCCUUCUGAGUGGGGCAAGGCUUUACGUCCAGGAAGUGAAGACUUUGUUUGAACACCUGGCUGCAGCUCUCCAUACUGACCAGCUAAUGAUUGUCAAACCAGGGGCAAAGAAGUAUUUCCAGGAAAUAGAAAGGAAGAUGUUUGUUUCCAUUGCCUUGAGGGAACACAACUGCGUGGUGUUACUUCAGGAUGACAGGUUCUUGGAAGAAGAGGAAGUGGAUCAGUCUGUUUGUCAGGUGCAGAUGUCUGAUGGAGUAGCAAUUACAGUCUGUAAAGCUGAUAUAUGUCAGUAUCCUGCAGAUGCUGUGGUCAAUGCCUCCAAUGAGAAUCUGCAGCACAUUGGAGGUUUGGCUUUAGCUCUCCUCAAGGCAGCUGGUCAUCAGCUGCAGGACCUCUGUGACCAGCACAUCAGAAGAAACGGACCCCUGAAGCCAGGAGAUGCUGUUAUCACGGAUGCUGGCCGUCUCCCUUGUAAACACGUCAUUCAUGCCGUUGGGCCUCGGUUUGGUGAUACAGACUCUAGAAGAGCAGUUUGUCUUCUCAAAAGGGCUGUGAAAGAAAGCCUGAGACUGGCUGAGACGCACAACUGCUCAUCUAUAGCCAUCCCAGCCAUCAGCUCCGGCAUCUUCGGCUUUCCUCUGGACCUGUGUGCAGAAACGAUUGCUCGGUCCGUGAGGGAGCACUGUCAGGAUUUCUACGGGGAGAACACGCUGAGGAAGAUCCACCUGGUGAAUAACGAUGACAAAACAGUCCGGGCCAUGACAGCUGCUGUGCAGAAGGAGUUUGCUGAUGUGGCCCCACAGCUGAGGAGCCUGCCAGCCAAACCUGCUGAGGAACACAGACGAUUCAGGGGAGGUGAGAGAAGUGUAGAAGUCGAGAGCAGAGGAGCCUUGGAGACUGUCCAGACGAAGGAGGGACUUGCCAUCACCCUCAGGAAAGGGAACAUCCAGGAGGCAUCGACUGAUGUCAUUGUAAAUACCAUUUCUGAGGACCUAGAUCUGAAUAAAGGAGCUGUCUCCAAAGCCAUUUUCCAGGCAGCCGGGCUGGAGCUCCAAACCCUGGUCAAGACAGAGACCGCGGGCGCCCGUUUCGAUCACGGGGAUGUGGUGAUAACAGGGGGCUGCAUGCUGAGGUGUAACAAGGUGUUUCAUGUGAUCUGCCCCUCAUGGGACCAGGGAAGAGGCAAAGCGGAAGAGGUAUUGAAACACCUCAUUAAAGAGUGCCUGAAAGAAGCUGAUAUGCAAAAACAAAAAUCGAUGUCCUUCCCAGCGAUUGGCACAGGCAAUCUGGGAUUCCCGAGAUCUCUAGUGGCCUCAGUGAUGCUGGACCAAGUCCUGAAGUUCAGCAGCAAGUGGAGCCCCAAACAUCUUCAACAAGUUGUUUUUAUAGUGCAUCCCAGCGAUGAGCAGACCGUCAGGGAUUUCACUGCAGAAUUCAGAGGUCAGCCCAAGGGCCAUCGCCCACAACUCCGGCCCUCAGCUGAAGCCCAACAGGAAACUGCUUUCUUCAGCAGGAUCUCGAGCCCCAGUCUGGGAGUUUACAGAAUGACCAUGGGGGGGCUGACGCUGGAGGUCUUGACGGGAGACAUCACGAGAGAGACCACGGAUGUCAUCGUCAACUCAUCCAACAGCACCUUCUCUCUCAAAUCAGGUGUGUCAAAAGCAAUUCUAGACGCAGCGGGCAGAGCCGUGGAAUUGGAAUGUCUCCAGUUGGCAUCCCAGCCGAACGAUGGGCUAAUAAUGACCCAGCCUGGGAACCUCCAGUGUCAACACAUUAUUCACAUUGUUGGACAGAAUGACCCCAAUAACAUCAGGGGCGUGGUGAGGACAGUUCUGCGGGCCUGCGAGGAGCGGAAGUUCCAAUCAGUCGCCUUCCCAGCCCUUGGAACAGGACAAGGAGGUGCAAGUCCUGCUGUAGUUGCAGAUGCAAUGAUAAAUGCUGUGGUCGAUUUCGUGAGUAAGAAGAAUGGAGUAUAUUUAAAACACGUCAGGAUUCUGAUCUUCCAGGCAACGAUGUUGACCGACUUCCAUAAAAGCAUGCAAACUAAAGAAGGCACAGCCCUACCGGAGCAAAAGUCUCUUUUGUCAAGGUUGAAAUCCCUCUUUCUGGGGGAUAACAGUGCAGAAGCAAAACCUCAAGAAGAGUUUGUAAUCGUGGGCGAGGAGAUUGAACCAGCCAUCUUUCAGUUCUGCGCAGAAACGAGCCAUAACCUUGCCAAGGCCAAGGACUGGAUCAAAGAUCUCAUCGUCAAGGAACAAACUGAACGGACCAUCAGCGACAAGUGGAUCGCCUUCUUCUCUGACAGAGAACACCAGAAGAUCCACAGCCUUCAGAAGAGGCUGCAGAUCAGCGCCAAGCUGGAGAGCAGGGGCUCAGACUCUUCCAUCCAGCUGGCGGGGCUGACCAGAGACGUGCUGGACGCCAUCACCGAGAUCCAGGCGAUGAUAAGGAAGAUCGAGACCGAAGAGGUGCAGAAGCGAGAUGCAGUUUUGGUGGGCAGCGUGGUGGAAUGGCAGUACGAGGACAACAAGAGCUUCGUGCCCUUCGACACGCUCACCAACCUCACCCUGGAACAGGCCUUUGGAAGAAAAACCCGACAAGUCAGAAUCAAGAUCAAAAACUACGAUUAUGAAGUGGACCCUCAUCAGUUGGUGGCAGAAGGAAGGGGAAACAAAACAAUUAAAUUAAAAAGAGUCUUACUGACAGAUGACAGUUUGGGAAACCUUCCGAGCCACUGGACUGAUAUGAAGGGGUUACACAAGAUGCAGGUCCAGCUGACAGUUGGCUCUCGGGAGUACCAGGAAGUGGAAAAUGAAUUCCGGAAGACAUGUCCAAACUCUCAGAUUAUUAAGAUUGAAAGAAUUCAGAACAGCAACCUGUGGAAAAGCUACCAGAUCAAAAAGAAGUUUCUGGAAGAGAAGAACUGCCACAGUAACAACGAAAGGCUGCUCUUCCACGGGACCUCCCCAUCCAACCUGGGCCACAUCAACGCUCACGGCUUCAACCGCAGCUACGCAGGGAGAAACGCUGCAGUCAUUGGCAAUGGAACUUACUUCGCAGUCGAUGCCAGUUACUCUGCAAGCAACACUUACUCUGUGCCUGACUCCCUGGGUCAGAAGUUCAUGUACCUGACCAGAGUCCUGACUGGGGACUACACACGGGGCAGCCAAGGUCUGAUUGUCCCUCCUGCCAAGAACUCUACAGACUCUACAGAUUUAUAUGACAGCGUAGUAGACAACACAUCAAAUCCCAGGGUGUUUGUUAUUUUCCAUGAUGUGCAGGCCUAUCCAGAGUAUCUAAUCACAUUCUCCUAAUUGCUGCUAGACUGAUACGUUCUCGGAUUAAUUAUGGAAACUUGGUUUCAUGUGCAGUGAUGUAUGGAAUGGCUAUUAUCAAGAAAGGACAAGGGUGUUAGAGUUGAAGCAAAGAAAUCAAGACAUGAGAUGUUUCUGUGCUAGAGUUUUUGAGAUUGUGUAAAAAGUUUCUGAAUAGUAACAGCAGAUUUGAGGAUGUGUUAUGUACCUAGACCUGAUAUUUUACACAUUUUAAUCAAUUUGUUAGUCAUUCUUUGCUCCUGUGGGAUCUUACAGAUAUAAUUUCCACUUCUUUGGAGUUGCCUAUGAUUCUUGUUUGCUUUGUUUUACUGUUUAAAGUUAUUCAGUCCAGGCAUGGAUACAGUUUGCAGUUUUUGGGGGGAUUAGCAAUACAAAAACACUCUUUAUAUUUGAAGACUUUUAAUUGGCUACACUUCUGUGAAGCCCACAUUCUACUUCUCAAAUAAAUAACUAACAUUAUGUUGAGCAUUAAUGUUUAUACUGAUGGAUAUUAUUAGAAAAUAUCUCAUAUUUACGUAAAGCACAAUGUUCUGUUUAAUAUUUAGGAUAUCCCACUUUGUAAAGCUAAGUGGUUAAAAGCACUUUUUAUAUUAUAAGUUUUGUUUCAAAUAAUUGUAAAAUGAACCAGACACUGAAUCAGUCAGAUCUUCAGUAAUUUAAAAACAAACGUUGAUGGUAAACAAAUACACGUUCUUCAGCAGUCUCAGUGUUUUACAACAGUACACAAUACCUUCCUCUAAAAUGCAAAUAACAAUCAUUGUAUGAUCAUUAGCACUCAAAAACCAACACGUCUUUUUGAGUAAAAAAAAUAUUUUAUGAGGAUUUUUUUUCUUUGAAUAAUUUUACCUCACUGAAAGGUUAGAUUUCUC